Molecule: messenger RNA, 4567 nt
Organism: Topomyia yanbarensis
Lineage: Eukaryota; Metazoa; Arthropoda; Insecta; Diptera; Culicidae
Gene: l(3)76BDm
Product: trafficking protein particle complex subunit 8
Exons: 8
Coding region: 334-4296 (1320 amino acids)
Biological process (GO): endoplasmic reticulum to Golgi vesicle-mediated transport; protein localization to phagophore assembly site
Cellular component (GO): cytoplasmic vesicle; TRAPPIII protein complex; phagophore assembly site
Source: RefSeq, a predicted model, not a curated record
CAAAAUCUUGUUUUUAGUGAAUGGUGAGAGUUAACUUUGCAAUUUCGAGCCGAAAAAAGGGAAAAUUAGAUUAUAUUUUAUUUAAAUUUUGAGUUUGAUCAUCUUAUGCUGUGUGGUUUUAUACAAAUCGGCUAUUGAAAAUAGGCCUUCAGGUAUUUGUAUAUCAACAAUAUUACGAUAACGUGCCAGCAUACGCUUCAACUCUGGUCAAGGAAGCAACAUUUUGGAUUGUACAUGUAGAUUAUUGGAAUACUAUACACGUUGCGCGUAAAAAGCUAUAAUACUGAAAUCAGCCAAGUGUUCCACCAGCAUUGAAGACACAAAUCCAGCAGUAUGAUCCAUUUAACCGGUCAAAAUCUAUCUUCGAAAGAAAUCAUCCAAAACAUUUUUUCGCCUAUCGUUGGGGCAAUAAUAUCUCCUCAAGCAGAAGAAUUAUGCCAGAAAAAUAACCUCGCCUUUGUGGAGAUGUUGCAGCCUUUCCUGCGGUUAUCUUCUGAUGCACACUUCCGGGACACAGCCGGCACCAGUGUUUCGAUCAAGGGUCUUCGGGUGAAUGUAAUCGACGUUAAUUGGAGACCUCCACAAACGGUUUUGGCUAAGAGAAUGCUGAAUGAUUCCGUCACUUCGGCCUCUGGUGAAAAAAUGAAAGCUGUGAAGCUGGAAGAUGGACAGUUUGUAGAUAUUCCCGCAUCAGAACCAUGGUUUGAGCAGUGGCGAGAAACGUUUCUAACAGUCCAAUUUCCUUCCGAUCACGAGUUUACGAGGCACCUGCUUUGUUCUCUUAUUGUGGUUUCCAGUAUCGACGCUAAUCCACUUGAAGUUGCCGGUCAAUUAACGAAAAAAAUUCAGAUGAUGCAAAGCAUCACACCACCUCGGUUGCCCAAAUGGUUCUCAACGGACUCGUUGAAUUGUUAUGUAAUGCUUCAUGAUGGAUGCUCAGGUGACAUUGGGAAGGCUCAACAGGCUUUUGAAGGACUCAAAUCAAACUAUGGCGAUCAUAAGUGUUUUCUUUUACAAAUCAACUCACAUCAAGGACCACCAAUGGAGUGUCCCGAUCCGUGGUUACGUUAUCUAAAGAAACAUCAACGUUCUGAACCCACAAAUACCGAUCUUGAUAGUGCUCCCAAAACGCCACAGGAUAUGGGCUUAGUCACAUCGAUGCCUACAACGUUUCACACGUUGUCGAUAACACCCGGAGGUAGUAGUACGGCAUCCGAUACACUCUCAGGGUCCGGUGUGAUCAGUGGGGAAGUUAUCGCCCAUCCGCUCAGUCCCGUUCAGGAAACAGGGAUAGAAAUACAGGAAACCUCAAGUUUGACAUCAAGUAUAGAUAGUUUAUCACAGCAAACGAUCAAUCCAAAUGUUUGGACCGUCGAAAGCGACGUUGAUAUUGCACAUGGGACUUUCCUAACAGCUGGGGACCUUGAGAAUUUGAAGCAUUUCGUGCAGGACUUUGCAGUUAGAGCGUUGAUUCCUUACGUUGAAAAAAUGGUUGGAGUGUUGAACGACUCGAUUUCUAAUAAGAAAGGAGUUAGUCGAUCGCUUCUGAGCGCAACCAAGAGGUGGUUUGUAACGAACAAACCAGGAACAAACACUAACCAAAAUGCAGUUGUCUAUACUAACGAAUCAAGUGAGUUACAAACACGGAAAUUGGGAGAUCUUUAUUUUAUGUUAGGACACUACGCGUUAGCAUUUCAAGCCUACCAUCAAGCUAAACGGGACUUCAAUGCCGAUUCUGCUUGGCAGUAUUACGCGGGCGCACUAGAGAUGGCAGCACUAGCAGCAUAUAUGCAAGGCGCCGCCAAUCGGAAAACCUAUGACUACAUGGAAGAAGCGAUCGUCACCUACUUAAAUAGCUGCAAAAUGCCACAGUUUGCCACUCGUGCUACGUUACUGUCAAUAGAGUGUCUCAAAACGGCAAAACUGUACAACGAAGCUGCCAAGCAAUUAAUUCGAAUGACCAGCGAGGACUCGGAUCUUCGAUCAGCUCUUUUAUUGGAACAGGCAGCUUAUUGUUAUCUACUGGCUAGUCCGCCUCAGUACAGAAAAUAUGCGUUCCAUUCUGUUCUUGCAGGUCAUCGAUUCUCCAAAGCUGGGCAGAGAAAGCAUUCGUUUCGAACGUACAAACAAGCUUACCAGGUAUUUGAAAAUCGCGGUUGGAGCUUAGCGGAGGAUCACAUCCAGUACACUAUCGGCAAGCAGGCUAUCAAUUUGAAGAAACUUAACGAAGCCAGCAACUGUCUAGCUCAUCUACUCAGGCCGUCUAGCUUGCAAAGUGCUGCUCAACAAGCCUUCUUCCUAAAGGAUUUCCUCGCCACACAGAAAGCUUUGCUGGCCAAAGGUGACAUCAAUGACAUUCUUACGAUUUCCCUUCCAAAAAUUGUUCAACCUAUGACACGAGUAUUAGUAACGUCGCAACCACCGGUGGCGAACCCCUUGUUCAUUCCCGCAACAAAUCUGACAAUUUCGUCUAGUUUAAUUGAUGAAAAUAUUUGGAACAAGAUGGAAGAAAUGUUAGUGCAAAGCGCUUCUAAAAAGUCAAUCAUGAUUUUUAAACCUAGCAGAGCCUUAUUUACACAAGAAUCGCCGACGGUCGACAAUCCACGCAGUGUUCACGGCGAACCUAUUGAAAUUGCAUUCAACUUAGAAAACACUAUCAAACCACCGAUCACAUUCGAAGAUAUCAAUGUAUUGUGGGAGUUCCGUAGAGACGGUCAAGAAAUUUACUCUAACAAACCACUUUUUAUGAGUGAAGUCUCGUCGGAUGAACGUAAGGAAAUUGAUAAGGUCGUAGCAACUACUGCCGUGAACUCAGUGUCUUUUGGAGAAUAUGAAAUCAAAACUGUUUCGCUCAAGCUGACCCCAAGAAGCACAGGUCAGCUUCGAAUUCUCGGAGUAGUAGGUAAAAUCUCGUCCAAUGCGACUGGUGUUACCGAUGCUCCAAAUCUCUGGGGGCAACAACUGUUCGAAGCAUUACCGAUUCGUACCAAUGCCAAAGACAACCGCCCGGCUCAGUUCGAUCGUAAGCUCGAAAUAGAAGUACUGCCUCCUGCGCCAGCGCUACACGUUAGCUUCUCGCAGAGCCCCACGGAAGUGCUUGCCGGUGAAGUGAUUCCCAUCAAAGUUCACAUGACCAAUGCCGGUGUCAGUGUGCUCAAUGAUAUCUACAUUUGCAUCGAAAAUCCUCGGUACGUUUUAGUGAAUCCGGCCGAGUCAGAUAUUCCACUUUCAAUUCUGAGAGAUUUACGAAAUUUGAACAACGAGAAUUUAGGCAAAGAAAAAGAGGCCCGAAAGCAGUAUGUAUUCAAGGCAUUCAAGGAAUCCGACGGAAACUGUAUCAAUCCGAAGGAGACCAAGAUCAGUACGAUCUGGUUGCAGGCUCCAUAUGCCAAAGGUCAGAAAAAUGUAAAGCUGUUGAUCUAUUACGGACUGCCAGCGGAUUAUCCAAAGUUGAAACAUCGCCUCGUUCGACAUACAUGGAAUUUUAAUGUGAAUGAGUCUCUACUACUGGAUGCCAACUGUAACGUCAGCAAUCCUGUGACAAAUGAAUUAGGAAUCGAUCUGAAUGUGAAAAAUCUGAAUCAAGUUCACCAUGCGCUUAUGACCGAGAUAACGAUAAAUGAGGUUGUCUUGUAUUGCUCGACAUAUCAGUUAAAUCCACGGAAAAUUAUUUACAUAAAAAAUCGUGGUUACCAGAAGCACCUCAUCGAAAAUGUAGGGCUGAAAACCAACGAAACGCUAAGUCUACGGUGCAACCUGCAGAAGCGUCCCGACGAUGUGAAAUUUGGAGAUGACGUGCGGGAAUACAUAAGCGACAAACUGUCCACAAUUUCGAUACGUGCACCCAGCGAAGAUAUGAUCCAGUGUUUGCCUAGCUUCUAUUCGACUGGAAAUUUCCUGAUGAAAAACGAGACCAAAUACAUUCGAGUUUACGAAAGUACUAAUAACGAGGAGUUUAAUCAGAUAAUUUCCACUUUGGACCGACACAUGACGGUUAGUGUGAACUGGAGUGCGCAGAUAAAUGAUAACGGAUCAUCACGCCAUGCUUAUGGGCAACACUUUGUACAGUUGCGAAAUUUAUACGAUUCUGUAUUUUGUCCACCGUCGGAGAGACACCAGCAAGUUACCUUCACACACAAUGAAGUUGUAUAUAGUAUCUACGAUAAUUUGAAUAAAAUAAUCCCAAAGGCGGAUCCCGAAAAGGAUGACGGAUGGAGUGUUAACAACAAUUUUGUAGCGCAGCGAUGCUUUUUGGAGGAGAAGGUGCAUCCAAUCGAGCAAGUAGUAAGAGCAUAAGACAUGUGUUGUAAAAUAAAUAUACAUUUUAUUUAUGAUUUUGUGUUGCUGGAGUUAUCUAAUCCUCGAUCUAAUCAAACUGUUGUACAUUUUUCUAAGUACGCUUCAGCGUUUGGCAAGGGCCAUUUGCUAGUAUAAAACGUAUAAAGGGUGUUACGAUAAAAAUGGUCAAACAAGAAUGGUAAAUUGGUUAAACUUUUUAUUAAAAAAAUCAAAUUGUUUUCUGUUGCAAGUUCUAUUCAUACAGAAUAAAGUAAAAAUAUUGACUCAA